Molecule: messenger RNA, 5404 nt
Organism: Nymphaea colorata (pocket water lily)
Lineage: Eukaryota; Viridiplantae; Streptophyta; Magnoliopsida; Nymphaeales; Nymphaeaceae
Product: pentatricopeptide repeat-containing protein At4g13650-like
Exons: 9
Coding region: 1631-4873 (1080 amino acids)
Biological process (GO): RNA modification
Molecular function (GO): zinc ion binding; protein binding; RNA binding
Source: RefSeq, a predicted model, not a curated record
UUUUUAGUAAAUCGAGACCUCGCCCUUUGCCGCUGCGCUCUCUCUCCUCCGACACCGGCAGCUUCCUCUUCGUCCGGCGACCGACGUCCGCUGCUUUCUCCGAUCUCUACCUCCACCGGCGGCAUCAUUUCCGUCCGACGGCAGCAAAUUAGUUCAGUUCAUCAUUAGGAAUUGCAAGCAGCAGCUUCUAUCCUUCAUCCUCCCGCUGGACCAGAUUCUCCACUUGCCUCUGGUGGUAGAGAACAAUGCUGCUCGAUCGCUAGGUCCACUGCUUGGAAGGGAAGGGGGGCAUCUAAAAGGUCGAGAGACAGAGGAACGAAGUCGAGAAGAGUUCGAUCGGCCUUGGCCCUUGCUCGUCGAUCUAUCGAUCCAUCGAAAGCCGACAAACAGAAGAGCGUUCGGAGAUCGAGGGCAAUAGGGAGGUUUCUAGAGAGAGUUCACCGUCCCUCAUUGUUCGCGAUUUCAACACUUCGUGAUCGAUCGAUUGGUCAAUCUUUUUCUUACAUUCUACAGAACCUUACAAGUUCUUCUCUUCUCUGCGGUUCCCUCUUACAGUGCAAAAAUCGUUGAGGGGGGCUCUUGGUCCGGCUGUGCAGAUCACGUGUUCGAAGAGACUUGCACGAACUUGAGGGUUUAUGAGCGCCGUACGAAGGAUGUCAACCAAGCAGCAGUCAAGGGAUUCAAUGCUACAUCCCAGAACCUGGACUCUCUCUCUAUAUAUGGAAUUUGAUAAACCGUUCCGGAAAACAACCUGAGAAUUCUUGUACUAGUACUGGAGAGAUUUAUGGCAUUUAAUUUGUCAUUGAACAUGAUAUUGCCAGAAACUCAUUCAGCAGUUGGUGAACUGAUUGCAGCACUGAGGUUCCAUCAGCUACUGAUCCCAUUCCUGAUGUGAUAUCUACUUGCAAUUGCUAAAGAGACAGGGCACCGCUUGGGAAUGGAAACAAACAUGUACCCAUCUUCUUCAUUGCUUGGCCAAAACAAAGAUGAGUCAAUUGCUGCUUUGCCUAUUUCUGUACGUGCAUUGCUGGGUUAUACAGACUCAUCUGGGACAAUUCUUAUUUGAAGUUCUUCAAGAAGACAGUGCAAUAUAAAGUCGAUGCAAUACCACCUGUGGCAGAAGCACCAAGGCCUGAAAGUGAAACAGAUGUUCCAGUGGUGACAAGUUGAAUCAUCAAUAGGAAUUGGAGAGGUUUCUAUCUUUCAAACAGAUAUUCUUAAGGAGGCCCCAUUUCUUCAUCAUCGGGAUUCAUCUUCUAGGCUGUCUUUUCUUCUCCUGUUCCUAAUUUCUUUCUGGGCUCAGUUCCUAGCUGCCGAGGAUUAUCACUGAUUAUUUGUAAUAGCGGCUACAUUUUACAACAUUUCUUGCAUUUACGAAAUUAGGUGAGCACACCAAGUUGUUAUUACCUUGGCCUAUCUAUUGUUAUCAUCACUAAUAACAGUGGCCAUCCAGUCAUCCAGGUUUCGAAUUUCGAUUUUUUACGACGGGAUUGGUUGAACCAUUAAGCAAGCAAUUCAUUUUCUUCUUUGAGACCCACAAAUUCUCUCGAAAAAAUCGACCAUCUUGCUUGCAAUCCGAAAUCUCUCUGUAAAAUUCGAUGGUUCUUGUCACCAAACUUGCCAAAAGUUCAUGGUUUUCUCACUGCCAUAUAUUUUUGGUCCCUUCUUUAGAGUCCUUGCACCCUAUUCCCAUUUUGGAGUUCGGAAGAAUGCCACCAUACAAUCUCAUAAGAUAUUCGACAAGUUAUAUUAUGGGGAUGUCAGCAUGCUUAGUAUUGAUAAAGUUAGUAAGUCUGCAAUACGUGCCGACAAAUUCUACGAGGAAGAAAUGGUGGGUGGAGAUUUUGAAAUGGGCAGAAGUGAUAAAGAGAUCAGAAUAGAUGGUUUUGAUUUUCUUUAUUUGAUGGAGGGACGAGGUAUUCAGCCGGACGCCGAGACUUUCGCCUUAUUACUCAAUCAAGCUUGGAGGUUCAAGUCUGUACUGGAUGCUAAGAGGAUUCAUGGGAGGAUUUUGAAGUUGGGGUUUGAGGGAGAACUGUCACUUGGGAAUAAGUUGAUUAAUGUUUAUCGAGAUUUAGGCAGCCUGGCAGACGCGCACCAAGUGUUUGGUACAAUGCGUUGGAGGGAUGGCGUUUCUUUUAGUCAUAUUAUUGCUGCUUGCAUUGCUGAAGGAAGGAAGGUGUCGGCAUUAAAAUAUUUUAUGAGUAUGCAAGAUGAAGGCUUGGAAACCGACCUGGUUACGUUGUCACACGUACUGAAGGCUUGUUUUGGGGGAUCUGUUGGUUUUAGUUUUGUCAGGCAGUUGCAUGGAAAGAUUAUUCGAUUAGGAUUUCAUAUAGAUUUAGCGGUUGGCAAUCCGUUAAUCGAUUUAUAUGCAAAAGCUAGUGACAUCAUUAAGGCUCGUAUGGUCUUUGAUGAAUUGGGUUGGAGAGACAGCACGUCUUGGGUGGCUAUGAUAUCUGGUUAUGCUCAGAACGGUUGCAGUGAAGAAGCUUUAUUUCUAUUCUCUCAGAUGCAAGGAUCUGGUAUUGCACCGACUCCUUAUAUCUUCUCAACUGUGUUGAGUGCUUGUGCGAAAAUUGAACUUCUUGAGGAGGGCAAGCAGCUCCAGGCACAAGUUUAUAAGCUGGGAUUUGGCUCCGAAACUUUUGUUGGUAACGCUCUUAUCACCUUAUAUUAUCGAUGUGGCAGUCCAUUCUUAGCAGAACAGAUAUUCGACAAGAUGAAGCACCGGGACAGUAUUACAUGGAAUUCAAUGAUCUCUGGACAUGCCUUUUGUGGGAAUAGUGAAAGAGCAUUAGAAUUCUUCAUGCAGAUGCAGGUCUAUGGCUUGAAGCCUGAUCCUGUAACUGUUGCAAGUUUGUUGAGUGCCUGUGCUAGUAUUGGUGACUUUUGGAAAGGUCAGGAGCUUCAUGCAUAUGUAACUAAAUCUGGGAUUGAAUCGGAUUACAUUGUUGAAGGAUCUCUGCUUGACUUUUACAUUAAAUCAGGUGACCUUGCUGCUGCCCGUGCAUGUUUUGAUGCGACAAAAAAAACCAAUGUGGUGCUAUGGAAUUUGAUGCUCGUUGCAUAUGGACAAAUUGGCAAUCUAAGUGACUCUCUUGAACUGUUUUCUCAAAUGCAGAUCACAGGGAUAGAUCCCAAUGAGUACACGUAUCCUAGUGUACUAAGGACCUGCACUUUCUUGGGAAACCUUGAUCUUGGAGAACAGAUUCAUGCUCAGACCGUUAAAUCUGGGUUUCAGCUUGAUGUUUAUGUGUCUAGCGUGCUGAUAGACAUGUAUGCAAAAUGUGGAAGACUUGAUAUUGCUCAGAAAAUGCUUGACCGUCUUCCCGAGCAUGACAUUGUUUCAUGGACUUCAAUGAUCUCCGGAUAUUCUCAACAUGACAGAUUUGCUGAGGCCCUGAAUCUUUUUGAAAGGAUGCAGCUUCAGGGAAUGCGUGCUGAUAACAUAGGAUUAUCUAGUGCCAUUAGUGCGUGUGCUGGCCUCCAAGCACUUGAAGAGGGAAAGAAGGUCCAUUCCCAAUCUGUUGUCCAUGGAUAUUCAUCUGAUUUGUCCAUUGGAAAUGCACUUGUAACUUUGUAUGCAAGAUGUGGCCAGAUCAAAGAAGCAUAUGCUGCAUUUCAAUCUGUUGGUGAUGGGGACCCAAUAACAUGGAAUGGCUUGAUAUCCGGAUUUGCGCAGAGUGGACACUCUGAGGAAGCGGUCCAGGUUUUUUCCCGUAUGCACAAGGCUGGCAUUGAAGCAAGCUUGUACACAUUCUGCUCAACCAUCAGUGCUUCUGCAAAUUUGGCAGAUGUAAAGCAAGGGAAACAGAUACACACUCUUGUGAUAAAAGGUGGUCAUGAGUCGGAUACAGAGGCUGGUAAUGUUUUGGUUACACUCUACGCUAAGUGUGGGAGUAUUGAAGAUGCGUAUAGAGAGUUUCUUUUAAUUCCACAAAAAAACGAGGUUUCGUGGAAUGCAAUUAUCACAGGUUAUGCACAACAUGGACAUGGUAGAGAAGCAUUGAGACUUUUUGAGUGGAUGAAAGAAGAAGGCGUGAGACCCAAUCAUAUAACCUUUAUUGGUGUUCUUUCCGCUUGCAGUCAUGUGGGCUUAGUGAGUGAAGGACUUGGCUUCUUCAGGUCCAUGAGUCAUGAGUACAGCAUUUCUCCCAGAUCAGAACACUAUGCUUGUGUGGUUGAUAUUCUCGGCCGCGCUGGAUGUUUCGAUGAUGCACAACAAUUUAUAGAGGAGAUGCCCAUCAGGCCUGAUGCCAUGGUUUGGAGAACACUUCUCAGUGCUUGUACUGUUCGCAAAAAUUUGGAACUUGGGCAGGUUGCUGCACAACACCUUCUAGAAUUGGAGCCACAAGAUUCUGCAACUUAUGUAUUACUAUCGAAUAUUUAUGCAGCACUUAGAAAAUGGGAUGCUCGCGAUCAAAUCAGGCAAAUGAUGAAAGACAGGAGGGUAAAGAAAGGGCCUGGUCAAAGCUGGAUUGAAGUGAAGAACAUCGUACAUGCAUUCUUCGUCGGUGAUCGUCUUCAUCCAUUAUGUGAAAAGAUCUAUGAGUUUUUGGAGGUCUUGACUAACAGAACAUUGGCGAUUGGGUAUGUUCCUGAUCAUCAGAGUCUCCUGCAUGAUCUAGAGCUGCAACAGAAAGACCCUACUGUGUACGUGCACAGUGAAAAGUUGGCAAUUUCUUUUGGACUCAUGAGUUCGCCUCCUGGGAUCCCUCUUCGUAUAAUAAAAAACCUGCGGGUGUGCAAUGAUUGCCAUACUUUCAUGAAGUAUGUUUCCAAGGUUGUUAGCCGUGCAAUUAUAGUACGAGAUGCAAAUCGGUUUCAUCAUUUUGAUAAUGGGACCUGUUCCUGUGGAGAUUAUUGGUGAUAGCGCUGUUCUUCCAUUUCUUUUCUUCUACAGAAUGCAUGUCCAUUAGGAUCAUGAAUCACGGGGUGCACGGGAUAAAGGAGACAUGAAACAAUUUUUUUUUUCAAGCACUUCUUUCCGGCGGUACGUGCUCAUGCAGAACGUACGUCAGUCAGGGCAGACAGGUUAAAAGGGUAUGGAUAAUAAAGUGUCCAGUACGACAAAGAAUAUUGCUUACUGCUUGGAUAAAACCGCGAAGGCAUGCUUCCUGGACCUAUCUACCUGUUGUAUAUUUAUUAGAAACAAAAAAGCUCGAAUCUUCAGCAUACUUCAAAUGGAUCUCUACUGUUCAUUGGUUUUGCUGAAGAAUUAUACCAACAUCCUAUACCAUAUCGCUGUAUCUUCAUGUCACAUUUUAGAAUCGUACUCUUUCUUUCAUUUGGUUGACUCAUUCUGUUAAUUUUUUUUUCUUGUAUGUUGUACAGACUACAGAGUACAGACUGGCCGAUCAGGCUUUUUAGGUCCGUUAUAUAAUUGAAUCUUGGUGGUGUA